AUGCUGGAAACUAAACAAUGCUCGUUGUUCUCCCCGCGAGAAGACCAAUUUAUCAUCUGGUAUAACUCGGGCGGCACAUUGGCUCCACCGGCAAAUUUACCAUCGACGCUCGAGGGCAGCAUUGCUCGCCCUCGUCGUCAGUCAUUGCUCAUCGGACAGCGCUCUUUAGACGUUUAUAACGAAGUUGACCAAGGACCGAAAUUUGUGAGAUGGAUCAUCGACAAAUUCCGGAAUUGGGGAUUCCUGAUUGCCAAACACGCAUGGCUCGCCAUCAUUAUCUGCUUAUUUGUUUCUGCCGUUUCAGUCUUGAAGAUUUUAUUUACAAAACAAAUGAAUGACAUUACUGGUUAUACACCAUAUGGUGCUCGCGCCAAAGACGAGUACAUCGAAUAUCAGAAAUUUUUCUCUAGCGCCGGCCUCCCGAUCGCCGCCUAUCUUUUCAUUGUCGCCAAGGAUAAUGGAAGUAUGGUGCGGCCGGAUUAUCUCGACGAGACAAUUCAGGUGUUAAACUAUGCGAUGAACAAUAUCACCAUGUACGAUUCGAUAUCGAAACGAAAUGAAUCGUUCAAUCAGUUUUGCGAGAGCUUUUGUCAGGUUAACGAGCCAGUACGCCAAUUCUACAACGGAUACCAAAUAUUGAGUGAUGGGGAGAGUAAUUCACGCAUCAAAAUGAGAUAUCCAAUCUCGGAAAUGUUCGGAAGACAAUUUUCCUUGCAGCCAAAUUUCUUUGGAGUUGAGCUAUUCGACGACAAUGCUGACGAUGAUGCCGCCAAACUCUUAGAUGCCGCAAAUGGAGAACCAGUUUUGGAAUUGAAUUCGACGUCUCUCAAAGAUCCAAUGUCAAGGAUAAGCAAUGUAAAAUCGGUAAAGAUGAUCACAUUCCAAUUCCGCGCCGAACACAAGCCGGGAUGGACUGAAGAGCAAGUGAAAAAAUGGGAAAUGAGUCUGGUUGAUAUUUUCGAAAAACGCUACAACUCAAAACGCCUCAAAAUUUACGCCUACUCGCAAUCGUAUGUGGAAGAGGAGAUGGUCCGUGGUGGAAUAAUCAUGCUCCCUUAUUUGGUGGUUGGUUUCACUAUCAUGUGCGUUUGCAGUUGCAUUCUGGUGAUGACAAGAGCCUUGUACAUGCAUCAAGAGAAUUUCUAUAAGAUAAUCCUUGCCAUAAUGGCGUGUCUCACGCCGCUGCUCGCUUGCGCCACCGCAUUGGCGCUAAUGUUUCUGUGCGGCGUCCGAUUCGCCUCGAUUCUUUGCGUCAUCCCAUUCCUCGUCCUUUCGAUUGGUGUUGACUCAUCUUACUUGAUGAUCCAUGAAUGGCAACGAGUCACGAAGCAUAUGCGAGAGACGCCGAGAAAAAAGGACAGCGUUGGCCAUCGAAUGAGCGAGGUGAUGGCCGAAGUCGGCCCGGCGAUUCUCAUUUCGUGUCUGACGAACAUGUUCGCCGAUUUUGUCGGCUCGUUCACCUCGUCGCCGGAAAUUACGCUCCUCUGCACGGGCAACAUGCUCUCCAUGUGGUUCGCUUUCAUUUAUCAGAUGACAUUCUACGCCGGUUUGAUGACAAUCGUCGGCGGCUAUGAGUUCAAGCAUGAUGAGAUCGACAAGAAUCGAAUGGAAAUCAAUAUCGCUGAGAAUCGCGUCAACAUUGCGCGACACCAUCGACCAUUGACGCGCCAACCGUCGAAAUUCCAUGAGGCGACGAAGCCAAUUAUCAGCGAGAGCCUUCAGAAGUACACCCAUCUCAUGACAACGCCAAUCGUUUUUGUAUCAAUAUUUUUGAUCUACCUCACUUAUUUGGGAUUAAGCAUUUAUGGAAUCACUAAGCUUAAUAUCAACCUGACUGCUCAGAAGCUGUUCGCGUUGGAUUCUCCACUUCUCGAGCUUGACGACCUUCGCAUCAAAUACCAGGUUCCUCAUUAUUCAAUGGCGACCGUCUUCGUGAACAAUCCCGGCAAUCUUGAAGAUCCGAAGCGUCUUCAACGACUCAAUCAAUUUGUGCGCGACAUGGAAGCGGCGAACGGCACUUGGGGCGAAUCAUGGGGCGAAGUCGGAACCAAAUAUUUUGUGCGAGAUUACGAUGUAUUCCAACAAUCAUUUGGAAGUGAGGACGAUGAGGAAGAGGAAUUUGACCCGAAUUCGGUAGACAAGCCAGUUUCAGUGCACUCGGACGAUCAAUUGAUCUAUCGUGAAGACGAGCUGAAAUACUUCCUUAAAUGGCCGGAAUACGAUUUUUGGCAAGGAUUUGUGAAGUUGAGAAACGUGACGAACUCAACGGAUCCCGAAGCGGAAGAACUCGACCGCUUCUUUUUCACCACCGGAUAUCACGGCGAGAAUUUGACGAUUUGGACGCAACGCGGUGAAAUGCUGAAAUCUUGGCGAAGAGUCGUCGACAAAUAUUCCGAUUUCGAUGCUUCGGUGUUCCACGAAGACGGCGUCUAUCUUGAUUUGAUCGAUAACAUGCCAACGGACACGUGGCAAUCAGUUCUCGGAACGCUCGUCUGCAUGGCGUUUGUGUGUUUUGUGUUCUUGAACAACAUGUUCACCGUCGCCAUCGCCUCACUAUCGGUGUUGUCGAUUUGUGCAGGAAUCCUUGGAAUUUUGUCAUGGUGGAAUGUGGAUCUCGAUCCGAUCACAAUGGCGGCCAUGAUCAUCUCAAUCGGAUUCUCUGUCGAUAUUCCAGCACACGUCUCAUAUCAUUACUAUCAAGCAUCGAUUCAAGAGGGACCAAUGUCGCCGCCAUCGUCGCGUCUCGCCAAUUGCCUCUCAUCGGUGGCGUUUCCGGCGUUGCAGGCGGCACUUUCGACAAUUCUUUGUGUUUGUAGUUUGUUGUUCGUCAAAAUCUACAUGGCUGAGGUUUUCGUUAAAACCAUGGUGCUUUGCGUCGUUUUGUGCAAUUUGCAUGGUCUCGUCUUUUUGCCGGCGAUCCUGAUCCUGUUGGAUUCAAUUCGAUGGGCGUUUAGGCCGAAAGGAGCUGCGGCUCAACGGCCGAAGCCGAAGACGAAUUCAAGGCAGAAGCAUAAAAACUCAAAAGUGCAACCUGAGAAGAGCUCUGUCACAGAUCGUCCGGAAGUUUAA
Caenorhabditis bovis is the source of this 3069-nucleotide messenger RNA. The record is from the annotation of a GenBank genome assembly. NCBI's taxonomy places the organism in Eukaryota, Metazoa, Nematoda, Chromadorea, Rhabditida, Rhabditidae.